GUCUACAUUUAAACUGCUGCCUCGCCAGAGCAGGGGAGGCAGAAAGCAGUCCUCUCUGCAGACCAGAUCGCGCUAGCAUACGGCCAGCUCUUCCAGAGAGGGAUUUUCUACAGCUCGCCAGCUCGCCACCGUCCUGCCUAGCAACAUGAUGGAAUUGCUGCUCUUCUUCUCUGUUGUAUUACUGAAGUGCUGCUGAAUUCACUCAGCAGCGCUGGCUGCAUGUUGAAGUGCCAAAGCAAAGAAAUGGCCACUGAAUGGGAAAAAUAAGUAUCAAACAGAGAGGAAAAACCCAAAAAAACAGAAGGCGGGAAAGGGAAUUGUUGUGUCUUUGCCAUCUGCAGACGUGCCAGAGGAAGCCAGAAGCACAUUGAGAGUGGAUGGGGAGAAAGAGAACACCACUGUGAGAGAAACAUAUGAAGAAGGGGAAAAAGAGUAGAAUCCUUAAGGCUGCAGGAGGCAAAGGAAAUCAUGGCUGCAGUCUUGUUGUGACAGAUGGAUGGACUAGAUUCUGAGGAUCAAAAAAGAGCGCAAGGAAUGCAGGCUUGAUUAGGGGGAUAAAAAAGGACAUUAUUACAAUAUUUCGGUAAUGAUGGCGUGCCAAGUGUGGCGACAGACAGCACCAGCCUCCGUGCGUUCAGAUAGGCUGCACAAACAGAUAACAAAGAUUGACAACAUCUGAUGAGCUACCCUGAGAAGUACUUCCCUGCAGCAUGACCGCCUGUCUUACUGGACAGUCAGAAAAGCCCUUCCAAGAGGCUCACACAGAAGACAUGUCAUCACCCUUGUAGCACCAGCACAAAUCCCAAACACGCCCAUGUGCCAGUUCUGAUAACCCUCUGGCUGUUUACAACACAUGUUUGACUUGAUUGAAUGUGACCACCGCGCUUCAGAGCAGUUUAAAUCUGCAUCAUGCAGUGGAGAAGGCGACACUGCUGCCUGAUCAAGAUGACCUGGAAUGUCAAGCGGUCACUCUUUCGCACCCACGUGGUCGGACUCCUGUCCCUGGCCUCCCUGUUCGGCAUUUUCCUUUUCUGUAGCCACCAGGACUGGCUGCCGGGCAGGACCGGGCUGAGAGAGAACCCGGUGGCGUACACUGUGCGGGGUGUUCGUUCCCCGAAAAGUGAAACCAAUCAGAGUGCGCUGAGGAGCAUCUGGAAGGAGACUCUCCAUUCAGCCCCCAAACCCCAGGCUAACCUAAGUUCUAGCCAGGCAGAGGUGCCCUUACAGGGGGUGACCGGGCUGGAGAACUCUUUAAGGGCCAAUAAUAGCUUGUACAGGGAGAUGGCAGUGGGUGGGCAGCUAACUGCGCAGCCUUACCACUACCUUAUCAAUGAACCUCACAAAUGUCAGAACAGUAGUCCCUUCCUUAUACUCCUAAUAGCAGCAGAGCCAGGUCAGGUAGAUGCUAGGAAUGCCAUCAGGCAGACCUGGGGAAAUGACAGUGUGGCUGGGAAGCUUGGCUUUGUCCGCCUGUUUCUGCUGGGACUGGGAAAGGAUGCUGAUGGCUCCCUGCAGCGUUCCAUUAAAAAGGAGAGCCAGCUCUACCACGACAUCAUCCAGCAGGACUACCAGGACACGUACUACAACCUAACAAUCAAAACACUAAUGGGAAUGCGCUGGGUUGCCAAACACUGCCCAAAGGCUCGGUACAUCAUGAAGACAGACAGCGACAUGUUUGUGAACACAGAGUAUCUUAUUCAGAAACUGCUCAAGCCAGAACUGCCACCCCGACGGAACUAUUUCACAGGUUACUUAAUGAGAGGGUAUGCCCCAAACCGAAAUAAGGACAGCAAGUGGUACAUGCCACCUGAAAUGUACCCAAGUGAGCGAUACCCCAUAUUUUGCUCUGGUACAGGGUAUGUGUUCUCAGGAGACCUAGCUGAGAAGAUUUAUGAAGCCUCUUUGAGUAUACGGCGUCUACACUUAGAAGAUGUCUAUGUGGGGAUCUGUCUGGCCAAAUUGCGCAUUGACCCUGUGCCCCCACCAAAUGAAUUUGUGUUCAAUCACUGGCGUGUGUCCUAUUCCAGCUGUAAAUACAGUCACCUGAUUACCUCUCACCAGUUUCAGCCUAAUGAACUGAUCAAAUACUGGAACCAUUUGCAAAGCAACAAGCACAAUGCCUGCAUCAAUGCGGCCAAGGAAAAGGCUGGAAGAUAUCGUCACAGGAAUCUACACUGAAAGAUCGUAUGGGAAGUGUAAAGCAGAGUGUGGAUGAGGGAGGAGAGUUUUUGGUACCGUGUACAGUUCAAUGAAAUAUUUAAAAAUAAAAAAAUAUUUUUUUAAGUUAAGAGAAACAAUAUGUAUUGUAAAUCUGUAACUCAGUGUUC
Molecule: messenger RNA, 2327 nt
Organism: Megalops cyprinoides (Indo-Pacific tarpon)
Lineage: Eukaryota; Metazoa; Chordata; Actinopteri; Elopiformes; Megalopidae
Gene: b3galt2
Product: UDP-Gal:betaGlcNAc beta 1,3-galactosyltransferase, polypeptide 2
Exons: 2
Coding region: 910-2178 (422 amino acids)
Cellular component (GO): membrane
Molecular function (GO): N-acetyl-beta-D-glucosaminide beta-(1,3)-galactosyltransferase activity
Source: RefSeq, a predicted model, not a curated record